This is a messenger RNA of Eucalyptus grandis, 2201 nucleotides long. Its product is annotated as DEAD-box ATP-dependent RNA helicase 38. Gene Ontology annotation, biological process: poly(A)+ mRNA export from nucleus. The record is from RefSeq and is a predicted model, not a curated record. Gene Ontology annotation, cellular component: nucleus; cytoplasmic stress granule. Bases 99 to 1682 code for a protein of 527 amino acids. The transcript is spliced from 8 exons. Gene Ontology annotation, molecular function: RNA helicase activity; RNA binding; ATP binding. NCBI's taxonomy places the organism in Eukaryota, Viridiplantae, Streptophyta, Magnoliopsida, Myrtales, Myrtaceae.
GCGACGCUAAAGCGGAGCGCUCUCCGUACUCGGCGUCGCCUCGAAGCCAAGCUUCUGCAUAUAUAAACCUCGCCGACGCCGAUCCCAGCGCAAACGCAAUGGCCGACGCGAAGCCCGCCGCCACCGAUGGCUCCACCUCCGCGCCCGCCCCCGCCCCGCUCCCGCUCCCGCCCCCGCCCCCGCCCCGCCCCCGCCCCGCCCCCGCCGCCGCCGCCGCCGCCGCCGCCGCCGAGAGCAAGCCUCAGGUGGCCGAGAUAAGGCGGUCGUGGGGCGACGAGGUGGACGACGAGCCGGAGGAGCAGAGCUCGGCGCCCGCCUCGACGUCGGCGGAUAAAGCCGGAGCGGAGCUGGAUGUCGACUCCUUGACCAUCGACGAGGGCAAGAAGAUCAACAAGUUCCUCGACGAACCUGAGGAUUCCAACAUCAAAGCGGUUACGUCUGGCGAUACACCGUAUACAUCCGCAAGUACAUUCGAGGAUUUGAAUCUGUCGCCGGAGCUUCUGAAGGGUUUAUAUGUCGAUAUGAAAUUCCAGAAGCCCAGCAAAAUCCAGGCGAUCAGUCUGCCUAUGAUUUUGACCCCUCCAUACAAAGAUCUGAUCGCCCAGGCGCAUAACGGUUCCGGCAAGACGACUUGUUUCGUGCUCGGGAUGUUGAGCCGAGUUGAUUCGAACUUGAAAGCUCCUCAAGCUCUCUGUAUUUGUCCCACGCGAGAACUGGCGAUUCAGAACAUGGAAGUCUUGCAGAAAAUGGGAAAGUACACGGGAAUAGUUGCAGAGGCUGCUGUGCCAAUGGAUAGCACUAACUAUCUGCCGAUUACCAAAAGGCCACCUGUGACUGCACAAAUUGUGAUCGGCACCCCCGGAACAAUUAAGAAAUGGAUGUCAUUAAGGAAACUGGGUGCAAGUUACAUAAAGAUUCUUGUAUUUGAUGAGGCCGAUCAUAUGUUGGCAGAGGAUGGGUUUCAGGAUGACUCUUUGAGGAUAAUGAAGGACAUUGAAAGGGUCAAUGCCAGCUGCCAGGUCCUUCUGUUUUCUGCCACAUUCAAUGACAAGGUGAAGAAUUUUGUAACAAGAAUAGUGAAAGAUUACAAUCAGCUUUUCGUGAAGAAAGAAGAACUAUCCUUAGAGUCAGUGAAGCAGUACAAGGUGCAUUGCCCUGAUGAAAUUUCCAAGGUUACAGUGAUCAGGGAUAGAAUUUUCGAAUUUGGAGAGAAUCUGGGACAGACGAUAAUAUUUGUUCGCACCAGACAGAGUGCAAAAAAUUUGCAUGAGACACUUGUUAAUUUUGGCUAUGAAGUUACCACCAUCCAAGGUGCUCUUAGGCAGGAAGACAGAGACAAGAUUGUCAAAGAAUUUAAAGAUGGUUUAACACAGGUUCUUAUAUCAACUGACCUUCUGGCGCGAGGCUUUGAUCAACAGCAGGUCAAUUUGGUAAUCAAUUAUGAUCUUCCUGUAAAGCAUGAUAACCCCUCAGAGCCUGACUAUGAGGUAUACUUGCACAGAAUUGGAAGGGCAGGGCGUUUUGGGCGCAAAGGAGCUGUUUUCAACUUGCUAUGCCGUGAAAGGGACAUGGCAAUCAUGGCAAAGAUUGAAAAUCAUUUUGCCUCUAAAGUUGCUGUGGUUACACCAUGGAAUAGUGAGGAGGAAUUUAAGAAGGCACUUCAAGCAGCUGGUUUACUGUGAUGAUGUUGCUAUUUGUGUUGCAUGAGGAUAUAAAGUGAGGUCUAUGAGUUGGUGUCAUCAAGGUGUGUGUCGUUCUAUGAGAAGAAGGGGUGUUUGGUCGGCUUCUACUGUCAUGGCAGGACUUUAGUUCGUGAUAAUUACUCUUGAGGAAGUUGUAGUCGGAAUUAAUUGUUUCGAGUGAAUAUGCAGCCAUACCAGUCAGAUUUUUGUGGGCAUCGUGGCAUUUUCACAAUGGCUUUGUGGAGACGUUGUUUGGAAUUUGGAGCUUGAAGCCAAGGGUAGUUUGCUGACCUCCUAUUGUAGGAGUUGGCUAAGUGAACUGCAAAUGGUUAAGAAACUAUCCAUGUUUCAAAUAUGAUUAUAGGAGAGAUUCUGUGGGACCUUGAACCUCCAUGUUACCCAUCGAAGCAUUGAGAGCGACAGUGACUAGGAUAAGUUUCACUGGAGAGCAACUUGAAAGUGUACCAGAAUAAUGUUUCAUAAGCAAUUGUUGUUUAGUUGCACUUGGUUUUUGGGUAA